UGCCCAGGGCCGGGCGCGGUAUCUCCGCUAUGGUGAACCUGGGCGUGAGGCGUGUAGAGGAUGAUGUGGCCGUCAGGCACCCGGCGCUGCAGCAGUACGCGGCCUGCCAGUCUCACGCCUUCAUGAAGGGCAUCGUCACCUUCCUGGCAGCUCUGGUCUCGGCAGGAAGCGGGGCCGCCUUCGCAGUGCAGAAGCUGGCGCGGCAGAAGCUGCCGUACAGCCCGCAGUGGAGCCUGCUGCUGGCUGCGGGAGAAACUCGAGCUUUUGAGCUGAUUGUGGCACGCAACCAGCUUGAAUGUGAGAAUAUCAUGUGUUGUGAAGAUCUCGAAAAAACCUGGGAAACUUCAUCCAUUUCUUCCUCCUCCACGUGCUACAAACCAAUGUGACUGAUGUGCAGCUGGAUACUCCCAAGGAUGCAUAGGAGUCUCUCCAGCUACAGAGGGACACCCUCAGACACACCCUAGGGCUGCAGGUAGCUGUUCCUGUUCCAAAACAGACAUGUCUUUGGGUCUCUUAAGGCCUCUUCAGGCAGGUCAACUGGCUUUGUGCAAACCUCUGAAACAUGAAGGAUGUUUCUUCAGCAUGAAGCAAGUAUGGGACAGCUCCACAGCCCCCAUGGCACAGCAUCAGUGAUGGGCAGGGUCCCAGUCCCGUCUGGAGUUCAGCUCCCUCCUUUACUAACACUGGGCCAGAGGAGGCCAUGGAGAUGCUUUGAGGGCUCGGUCCCCUCUGCUCUGGAGCCAGGCUGGGACAGCUAAGGAUGUUUACCUGGAGAAGAGAAGGCUCCAGGGAGUCCUCAGAGCCUCUUCCAGUGCCUAAAGGGUCUCCAAGGGAUCUGGAGAGAGACUGGGGACAAGGGCCUGGAAGUGACAAGGGGGAAUGGCCUCAAUGGUUAGAUGGGAUACUGAGAAGAAAUCCUUCCCUGUGAGGGUGGUGAGGCCCUGGCACAGGUUGCCUAGAGAAGCUGUGGCUGCCCCAUCCUGCAAGUAUCCAUGGCCAGUUUGGACAGGUCUUGGAACUACCUGUCUAGUGGAAGGUGUCCCUACCCAUGACAGGGGGUGCAACAAAAUGGACUUGAAGGUCCCUUGACACAAACUAUUCUGUGGUUCUGAUCUGCAAAAUAUUUUGAAGAAAAGGUCCCAUGACAAAUGUUCUCUGCUGCAGGACAAGAGAGCAGUCAGGACCCUCACCUGGGAUGGCACCAGUUAAACACAUCUCUGAGGCUGAAGUAGAUUGCAGAGGUGAUUGAGUCACCAUGAGAGGAAAGGAGAUAGAGAACAGUUGUGUUCUGGGAUGAUCUCAGGCCUUCAGGGCUGCUAAUGCUUCACUCAAGGCCAUGGCCCUGCCCUUUUAAGAUCCAUUAGUGCUUUGCUCCUAGGACAAAGGGAAAAGAAAAAUCUACCCAGGUUCAUUGCAAGGAAACUGGCAGUGAUCUCUAGGUGCUCCUCUGUGCCUGUAGGGAUAGGGCCAUGACCAGGGAGAGCAUGGGAAGGGUGCUUGUCCUACCUCCUGCUCUCAGCUUUUAACAGGUGACUUGGAUGAAAUUUUUCAGUUUCAGGUAGAUUUUGGUUUUUGUGAGGUGGAACAACAAUCAUGGUUUCACGAGCUAAUGACAGGUGCCGCAGGGAGACACUACCCUGUUGUGGGGAAAAUCUUUCUUUACUGGGGUAAUUUGUUUUUGUUCAAAGUCCCUGGGCAGGGCUGAAUUUAAACAUUCUGCAGAGAAACAGUACAUGAGUGUGAAAUUUGGCAGCACCUGGGGGUGCAGGCAGCUCACCAGAGGUGCUUAGCAGCCACUUGCCUCCUUUCUGAGGAGUGGACGGUGAGGUCCAUAUCUCAAACUCCCUUGCACCAAGUGCUGCAGCAGCUGCCCAGGUUGGUGAGUCCUCAGGAGUUGAUAUCAACCCAGGUGUGUGAAGCUUCUGUCAGGACAGACAUGGUCCUGCCUGGUAUGUAUCAACCAGACAGGAGCUGGGCAGAGGCUGCUAUGGAUGAGCAACCACAUCCUGCUUCCAGCGCAUCCCCCUUCUGCUCUAGCCUGGUCCCUGUCCUGUCAGGGAGACAUCGUGUCCUUGGGACUGCAUUGGCAAGGUUUGGGCAGUGGGGAUCUGUAGACUGCCUUAGUGAGAAGGCACCUGAAGCUGUCCCUGGGUUGGACCCGUCACCACCACCCAAAGCUGAGCCUGUCAGCAGUGAAUAGGGGAGUCCUCUGGGGUAAUGUAUUUAAGAAAAAGUAAAAACCACUGCACAGCCCUGCAGAUCCUAGUUCAGUGGAGAGGGAGAGGAGAAGGUCCUCCAGGUGCUAGAACAGAGAUUACCUGCAGCCUGUGGGGAUGACCAUGAAGAGGCAGCUGUGCUCCUGAAACCUAUGGAGGUCCACGGUGGAGCUGUGGAAGAUGCUGCACCUCUGCCUUCCCAGGGCAGGAACCUGCUCCAGCCUCUGAGGGUUGGUUUGAGUGCCAAACUGAUGCUGGGAGCCUACCUAGCUGCCACUGUCUCCUACCCUCACCUUGUCAUGCAGGAAGGCUUUAUGUGCCUUGCUAAAGGAUUCAGCUUCCCUUUCCAACACCCCACACGUCUCUCUGGAAGCAAUCCCCAAGAUCGGCAGUAUCAGUUCUUCUGUGGUUAGCAGGGGUGCACAAUCAUAGCAGGACUUCCUCAACCCAGGGUCAAAAAGAGGCACCAGGCAGCUGCCAUAUCCCAACCACUUCCAACCAGAGGCAUAGAGCACCUGAGCCCUGUGCCAGGCUGCGAGUGCUGCUCAGGCUCCUCUCAGUAAUCUGCCAGGAACACCACUCCUGAGCGGCAGAGAGGAUGAAUGCCGGGUUCUGUGGCUUAGUAGUGGGCUGCUGCACAAGGAGAAAUGUUUCCAGUGUUUGGAAUAACUGGGGUCUCCUGGGAGUCACUUGGACAGCUCACCAGGGGACCAGGCAGGCACUUGCUUAGGCUCCUAGCACUGGUUUUAAGCUUUCAGGUGAGAUCUUUACAGGUGCAAAUUCCACUUGUUUAAAAAAAAUGUCAGAAUCCAGCUGGAGCCUGUGCCAGCCACAUUCCUGGCUAGCACACAUCAUUCUCAGCAAAUAUGCCUGGGAGCAGUCAGCAGUAACACAGCUGUGAUAUUCCCACUGUGCCCUCCUGCCACGUAGCAGCGUCCAAAAAUGAGGAAGGUGGCAGCAUGCAUAUGGGACACUUUCCUUGAGCCCUCUCCCUGUCUCCAGCUAUCUUCAGCUGGGGGGGGGGGGUGUCCUGAGCCAGCCAUGAUUUCCUGAUUUUCACCCUGCAGUAGAUCCCUCCUCUCUGUACUUGCCAAAAUCCCACUAUUUCAGUGCAGGCAAACCUCCAGAAGCACCACCCCUUAACAGGGAGCUGCUGCACCCACCCCAGCACUGGGAGGUGCCUGCUUUAGGAUGGGUUGGAUCUGGCUUCCACCUUCACUUCAUACACUGGAAGAGCUGGUAGCUCUAUCCCUCUCCAGGACUGUCCUGAAUUUACAGACCCCAUGUUGUAUCUUCUCUGGCUGGAGGGAUGAGUACUGCUUAGAAAGGAAGGGUUCUUCCCCCCAGAGUUUCCCAGGGACCCUAUGGCCAUGUGAUACCUCCUGGCAGGGCUCAGCUGUCCCUGCUGCCCCAUGUGCCACUGCACCACCCUGAAGCAUCCCAGGGGGUAGGAUCAGCCCCCUCAUGGUCCUUGCUGCCAUGCUGAUUGUUCCUACAGCUGGCUCCCACUUUAUAUCCCUCCUAGGGUGAGCAGGACAUCCACCACAGAAGAGAGGCAUACUGCUAUCCCACAGACUGGCCCAGACCUUCAGAGUUUUCCCACCAGUGAUGUACUUUCCAUUUUAAAAAUAAAAUCCCAAUAAUAAAAACUCCAGCUAAUUUUA
Catharus ustulatus (Swainson's thrush) is the source of this 3880-nucleotide messenger RNA. It is a transcript of the gene TMEM141, whose product is annotated as transmembrane protein 141. The record is from RefSeq and is a predicted model, not a curated record. Lineage: Eukaryota; Metazoa; Chordata; Aves; Passeriformes; Turdidae. The coding region runs from base 30 to 386 and encodes 118 amino acids. The transcript is spliced from 4 exons.